Drosophila busckii is the source of this 2900-nucleotide messenger RNA. RefSeq names its product CG4669 (gene ms(3)76Cc). The transcript is spliced from 3 exons. NCBI's taxonomy places the organism in Eukaryota, Metazoa, Arthropoda, Insecta, Diptera, Drosophilidae. The coding region runs from base 62 to 2725 and encodes 887 amino acids. The record is from RefSeq and is a predicted model, not a curated record.
UCACGGCUAAGCAAAAAAAAAUAUACAUAAAGUUAAAAAUAAAUAAAUAUAAAUUGCAAUAAUGUCGAAGACGAAAUGGCAAAGCUGCCAAAGCAAACCAACCAGUCAAUGCAACUGCUCUCGACAGCGCUCCAUUUAUAGCAAAUCUAACAGCUGCCUCAAGUGCGUGGAGUACAAAUAUUGCCAGAACUAUCCAUGCGACAGUUGGGACUAUGCUCCUAAGCGUGAGGAUUUGGCUGAGCAAUGCAAAGAAAUACCAAAGCGUUCGCGAGUGGAGGCCGAUUCGAUGGGUCCUGCAGUGGGCGCAGCCUUCUCCACGCGUCCCGUAGUGCGACCCUGCGCAUGCAUGGAGGAGGAGAUGCAUGAAAUGACAUUUGCCCAAGACUUUGCUACUUACCUAAAGGCAUUCGCGCUAAUCUAUGUGCUGCCUGAGCGGCAGUGGAGUGGUGAGAACAUAGACAAGCUGCUGCGCGAGGGCGAGGAUCUGUUUCAAGAGAGCUCCGAGGCAGAUGCAGAGGGCCUGCCCAGGUCACAGGUUUAUACAAAUAUAGAGCAGCGCGUCAGUCGUAAAUUUAAGCUAGAAGGACAUAGUUUUACCAUAGAACUAUCGCCGGCGUUUAGGGGUACGGACCCAGAGCAUAGCAUGCACCAAAUGAAGCAGCUGAAGUCUAUGCUGCAACAAUUCUUUCGCAAGAGCUAUCAUGGUUUGUUCCUAAGCAAAGGUGGCUACCUGCUCAUCUGGCGUCGCCGCAAAUUCUAUUUUGUGCUGGAUGUUAAGGGACGCCGUGCCGCGGAUCUGGUCAGCGUGCGCUUUAAUGGCUUGGCCACGGUUGUCUGCGUGCAGAAUCUCAGCAAUGUUACGCAUUUGAUAACCAACUUGAGCAGCCACAGCUCCACUGAUCAGUUUACCAUACGGGAGCUGUGUGUGGUGCGUCUGGUCACGCCGGAUGGUCGCAUCUUUUUGCGCGAUUCCAAUCAGCGCGAUGUCCAGUACAGUGUUAUUAACAAGAACUAUGCGUAUCUGAAGAGCACGCUGCAUUUGUCUAUGAAUCCCAAGGAAACAUUGCGUAAUCACAGCAGCCUAAUGGUGGGCGUGGCCGCUAUAUUGGCCUCCAAAAUUGAUCAUCCCGCCGGGUGGAAUACGAACAUGUUUGAUCGCCUUAUGUGCUACGGCGUCGAGCUCUGUCGUAGCUGUUGGGGCGCAAGUGUGCAGGAACGUUUGCCCAUUGACUUGGACACGUUUCCAACACAGCUGCGCCUCGGUCAGUUUCUUAUGGAGCUACGUCUGUUGCCAAACUAUGCUUCAGGCAGAUGGAGCUGUGGCAUACGCUACCAGGGCAACGAUUUUGAAUAUGAGAUACGCCGCGCUUUGGAUAAGCAUAGCAAUGCCUUGUUUCAAAUCAAUAAUCAAAUGUAUGCGCUUUGGCGCAAGGAUGACUUUUACUAUCUACUCGAUCCCUAUCGCCAUACAGUCAUUAGUCCCGCACUGCAGACCAGCGAGGAUGAGGUAACCAAAUGGGCUACAGUGCGCAUGUUUCGUGAUCUGCCCACGCUGCUCAGCGUGUUUCAUCAGCUGCUCAAGGAGUCGAAUCGGCAGGCGCCCUUCAAUAUACACGUCGUGCACAUCAAGAAUUUGGUUAAAUGUCCAGCAGGCUAUUCAUUGAGGCCGUUGCCAAAGGAUGUGGACCUGGAGGUGUUGUCACUAAAUGAAGCAAUUGGUUUUCCCGUUGAGCUUAACAAUUGUGAAAGCAUAUUGGGUGAGAUUAGCGACUAUGAGCCUGACUUGGUGAGCGAGACGGAGGAUGGUUUCGACAUAGAGAAAUUCAAGCUGCUCGAUGAGAAGGACUUCGACAAGCUGGACGAGGAUGAAGGCGAAGAAGAGCAAGAAGAGGAGAAGCAGCAGCAAAAGAAAGCAGUGAAGGCCAAUAAGCAGUUGGCAGCCAAGAAGGUGACAAUAGACACCAAUCGUCCAGCAGCAGGUGGCAUUCGCAUCGUAGCUACUCCAAUCGACCCCAAGUCCCAACGAGUUGCUGGUGGCGCGCUAUCAAAAGCUGCCCAGCGCGCUAUGGAGAAGCAUCAGAUACCCUUGGGUGUGACAAUAAAUGACAAGCGGCAGGCAACUAUGGCUGCCGACAAAAAAGACGACAUAAAACCAGCAAAAGAUUUUUGGAAAGAUAAAUCAGCCAAGAAGGAGCCUUGCCAGUUGCAGCGCCCCAAGACAUUUGAGUGCAAAUGUCAAGCUGCUAAGCGCAAAUCGAAUGCCGCAUGCCAAACGGCUGCUGAUUGUGCCAACGUAUCGGAAAGUUCGGAAAACUCCUCCAAAGACAUCAGCUAUCCGGUGUAUACAAAAUUUCCUUACAAUUUGGCCAUUGCUGGCUCUGAGAGCGGCACUGUGGAGAGCCUGCAUCGUUUACUCAACUCGGCUUUCAAUGUGGCAAAUCGUGUGCUCAUCAUGACACCUUGGGGCAACUUUGUGGUCUUUAAAAUGCCCACUAAUCUACAUGAUCGCCAUGCUUUUUAUUUAUUUGACGGCUGCACCUGCAAUGUGGAUCGCUUUAGGCAUUUGGAUCUAAGCUAUGGCACUGCGGGUCUGCUGCCCUUUCGUUGUCAGUCCGACGUGGUCUGCUAUAUGAUUGAUUCACGCGAGUUGCGUGCCAUGAAAAUGCUCAACUUGCCUGUGGAAAAGGAGCAGCAGUUUGAAAGUCUGCUGAGCUGCGCGGCCUAGCUUACAAAAUCUUUUACAUUUCUGUUAUUCCUUUUCAAAAUUCAUUGUUUUAAAAUUGUACUUUUGUAUAAAAAAUGCAAAUCGUUUUAGCCAAGAAAAUGUUGCAGAGUCAAUUAAGCUGAAAGUUUAAUACAAUACUGACUCUAGGGCUCUCAAUAAAAAUGUUUAAAUACAA